Symbiodinium sp. CCMP2592 is the source of this 1530-nucleotide messenger RNA. The record is from the annotation of a GenBank genome assembly. NCBI's taxonomy places the organism in Eukaryota, Dinophyceae, Suessiales, Symbiodiniaceae.
AUGGAGCUAUCGCCGGUUCCUACGCAUUACUCUGUAGUCACCGAUGGGAGCCAUCAUGGAGGCCCAUAUCAACAACAUAAACGUGCCCUAGUGUGUUCCACUUGCAAUGUACAUCCGAGGCAGGGCUUCAGUGUCCCGGACAAGGCUGUCACGGAUGCCCCAAACACGGCGGCACCGGCCCCGACAACGGCACCGAAUGCCUCAGCGACCCCUGGCGGUGGCUCGACUCCCUCUACCACGACGGCAGAUCCCAAGAAGCCGGCGGCGGCCAAGGGGAAGGCUAAGGCAAAGGCCAACCCCAAGGCCACCUGGGACGUCCGUAAGGCGAAGCUCUCAACGCUGGAUUCUACUCCCUUCCCUUUGGUCGAUCGGCCCGAGACGAAACGACUGUUGGAAACAGCCGUGCUCGGCAAGGCUGGAGCUCACGCAAAGCUGGCCGUGCAACUCCGGGGACACAGUGCUUCGGAACGUGCCUUGGAUGACCUCGCCAAAGCAAAGGAUGCAUUGGAAGCAGCAUACGAGGACGUGAAAAACGUGCCGCAAGAUGCCGAAGAGAACAUCUGGAGCGAUGCCAUGAAGGCCUGUGCUCGGAUGUACAUCUACUAUGGCAGCAAGGAGGACGUGACUUUGCCCGCAGCUGUGCCCGAAGUGUGGCGAAAACGGAUCAGGAUUGAGCUGCUGAUCGUCGAUCGGGUGCACAUCCUGAGCCUGGCGAUGAUGGUAAUGAUGAGAUUGAAGAGAGCAGCCAAGAAGCUCUUCCAACGUGCGGUCAGGAAGAAGCCUCGACCCACCGUUGAUCUUCGCGAUGUGCCCGCUCAUUUGACAAAUGACUGGCAUGGUUAUUCCAGGCUGGAGCAUAUUGCAGAAACUCCUAUGGCCAGCACUGUGCUCAAUGGGUUAAACAAGAAAGGUGCUGAUAUCAACUGGCUUUGUCGGGAUGUUUGUGGUGCUGCGGUGAAAGAAGGGUCCAAGUUUUUUUCAGACACGUGUCAUGUCUACGAUACCAUCAGAAGAUGCAUUCCACCGGAAGUUGAGAAAAGAGCUGCCAACGGUGGAUAUGGUGACAUUGCCGGUGCAAGUUCGCAAGACACCAUGAUGACCCGCCUGGCAAUGUGUGCCAUUCCGGGGCAUCUUCUUGUUUCCCGGGCCAAGUUCCCAAAGGCUACCACCACUGUGGACGCAAUUAUGAAGCUGCUGGCAGCCGAUCUGGAGUUUUGCCAGACGAUGAAGAAUCUUGCCGUGCCGCCUCCCAUCGUGGAUUUGCCAGGGUUCUCGAACGCCCUAAUCUUCGACGAUACGCUUCAUGUGGCCUGGCGAGGGUUUGCAGCGGAUUUCCUGGCAAGCUCUCUUAUCAACAUAUUUGGAAAAGGGGCGGCUCUUCAGAAGGCUUGCGACAUGGCCGGGCUGCGGGCCAAAGCUCGAGGAUAUUCGCUUUCCAUCGAUGAAUUCAGUCUAUCCGAAGAGCGAUUUUCUUCCUUGAAUGCCAAGGGAUAUGAAAUCAAACUGUUGUGUGUCUGGCUGGCAGCAUGA